UUGGUUGUUUUAGUUGUAAAGGUCACAGAAACCUGUUUUAAGGAGCUAUAAUUAAAAAAAGUCAUUAAAUUUUUAUAAUUUUAGUUUUAGGAUGAGUUGGUUUUAAAAAGUUAACUAGUUUAUAAUGGGGAAAACAUCUUUAAAAAUAAUGUUUUAUUGUAAGAUUCUUUAUUUCCGUCCAGAAACAGUUUUUAUGAAAACAUUCAGGAAUAAUUUGAUGCUAAAAGUGCAGUUUUAUGGGAAGGGGGCGGCGCUUAUCCCUGAGCCCGCCCCUCCUUCGUUCUGAUUGGCUCUGAUCCCACCGCGCAGCUCGGUUUCCUGUUGGCUGUCGGGGCUGCCAAUCACAGCGGACAUCCUCUCCUCAUGCUGCCUCCGCGCCGCUCUUCAUCUCCAGUCGCUGCGUGGAGACACUCCUGGCUUCACGGAGCGUGGAAACCAUCACGGCGCGCGCCUCCGAAACCCUGCCCGGCUCGCGCGCACACACACACACGCGCACGCGCAGCGCCUCGGUGAGAGCCGGAGCCCCGCGUGAGAACAUUUUGGAUGUCAGGAGAGGAGGAGGUGGUCGGUGGUCUUCGUCUCUUUCUGUGAUUCACCGGAGACAUGUGGAGCAGGACCAGCCUCCUCCCGCCGCUCCGCCUGCUGCUGCUGCUGCUGCUGGGCGCCGAGGUGUCCCAGUCGACCGGUUACUUCGAGCUGCAGCUGAUCUCUGUGGAGAACCUGAACGGGGAGCGGGCGGACGGGGAGUGUUGUGACGGCGCCCGCUCCCCGGACCGGCGCUGCUCCCUGGACGAGUGCGACACCUUCCUGCGGGCGUGUCUGAAGGAGUACCAGAUGGAGGUGACCACCAGAGGUCCCUGCACCUUCGGAGCCGGGUCCACCCAGGUCCUCGGUGGAAACUCGCUGUCUUUCAACAACAACGGGAACAAAGUGGACGAGGCCGGCAAGAUGGCCAUCCCCUUCCAGUUCGCCUGGCCGCGGACGUACACGCUGAUCGUGGAGGCUUGGGACUGGGACAACGACACACGCAGCAACGAGGAGCUCCUGAUCGAGCGCGCCACCCAAACCGGCAUGAUCAACCCCGGCGAUCCGUGGCAGACGUUCUUUCACGACGGGCCGGUGGCUCGCCUGGUUUAUCGUAUCCGGGUGCGGUGUGACGAGAACUACUACGGGAACAAGUGCAACAAGCUGUGCGUUCCUCGGGACGACUACUUCGGCCACUACCGCUGUGAGCCUUCAGGGACCCAGGUGUGCCUGGACGGCUGGAUGGGUGCGGACUGCAGGACACCAAUCUGCAAACAAGGCUGCAACCUGCUGCACGGUGGCUGCUCUGUCCCCGGAGUAUGCGAGUGCAGCUACGGCUGGCAGGGCCAGUUCUGCGACGAGUGCGUGGUCCACCCCGGCUGUGGCCACGGGACCUGCACCCUCCCCUGGCAGUGCAACUGUGAGAAGAACUGGGGCGGCCUGAUGUGUGAUAAAGAUCUAAAUUACUGCGGCCACCACCAGCCCUGCAUCAAUGGAGGAACCUGCAUGAACACUGAGCCGGACAAAUACCACUGCUCCUGUCCACAGGGCUACUCUGGAAUAAACUGUGAGAUAGCUGAGCACGCCUGCGUCUCCGAUCCCUGCGCCAACGGAGGAACGUGCCACGAGGUUCCUUCUGGGUACGAGUGUCGGUGUCCACCGGGCUGGGAGGGUUCCACCUGCGCCAACAAUGCAAAUGAGUGUGCAGGACAGCCCUGCCUGAACGCUUAUUCUUGCAAAAAUUUGAUUGGUGGAUAUCACUGCGACUGUUUCCCGGGAUGGUUGGGACCGAACUGUAACAUCAACGUCAACAGCUGUCACGGUCAGUGCCAGAACGGAGCAACGUGCAAGACCGGCCCGAGGGGUUACCACUGCCAGUGUCCUCCUGCCUUUAGAGGCACUCACUGUGAGAUCCAGAGGAACUCCUGUGAGAGCCCACCCUGUCAGAACGGGGGGCAGUGCCACAAAGUGCUGGACGGCUUCGUGUGUGAAUGCCCACCACAGUUUGGUGGCCAGCUGUGUGAGAUUCCAGGCUGGCCCCCCUCAGACACCUGUGAUCCGGACCCCUGCGAGCACGGCGCCACGUGCCACAGCAUGGACCAGGAUUUCUACUGCGCUUGUCCUGAAGGCUACGAGGGGAAGACGUGUGAGCGUCUGAAGGAGCCGUGCCAGACCAGCCCGUGUCAAGUGAUUGAUAGCUGCACUGUCGCCGUAGCGAGCAACGACUCGGCCGUCGUGCAGCACAUCCCCUCCAACGUGUGUGGGCCACGAGGCCGCUGCAGCAGCCAGCCGUCGGGCAACUUCACCUGCACCUGUGAUCCGGGUUUCAGUGGUGCCUACUGCCAUGAGAAUAUCAACGACUGCGUCAGCAACCCCUGCAGGAACGGAGGCACCUGCAUCGACCGAGUCAACGCCUUCCAGUGCUUCUGUCCGGACGGCUGGGAGGGUCAGCUCUGCCAGCUCAAUGUUAACGAGUGCAGACACAACCCCUGUAAGAACGGCGGACGCUGCCUUGACCUGGUGAAUGACUUCUACUGCCAGUGUGCCGACAACUGGAAGGGCAAGACCUGCCACUCCCGUGAGAGCCAGUGUGAUGAAACCACCUGCAGUAACGGUGGCACCUGCUAUGACCACGGUGAUGCCUUCCGUUGUUCCUGCCCACCUGGCUGGGGGGGAAACACCUGCAACACAGCUAAAAACAGCACGUGUGCCUCCAGUCCUUGUUCCAACGGUGGGACGUGUGUCGGAGGAGGAGACACCUUCUCCUGCAUCUGCAAAGAGGGCUGGGAGGGCCCCACCUGCCAGACAAAUAUAAACGAGUGUCAGUCCUCUCCCUGUGCCUACGGAGCCACCUGUGUGGACCAGAUCAACGGCUUCCGCUGCAUCUGCCCCAUGGGCAGAUCAGGAGCACGAUGCCAAGAGUUCAUCGGGGUUGGAAAGCCGUGCCACUACACCGGUCUGCAGUUUCCUCAUGGCGGUCAUUGGGAGGAGGAGUGCAACAACUGCCACUGCCUCAACGGCAGAGUGAGCUGCACAAAGGUGCUGUGUGGUCGCCGUCCCUGCCAGCUCCCAGCAUCAGAGCAGGAACCGAGACUGAAGUCCUGCCCAGCUGGACAGGAGUGUCAGGAGCACAGCUUCUACACCUGCUUCUCCCCCCCCUGUGGUCAGUGGGGGGUUUGUUCCAUGGCUGGACCUCUACCUCCUCAAAUGACCACCAAGUGCCAGCCAAACAACAGCCACUUGGACAACAGCUGUGGUCGCAUCACCCUGGUUUUUAACCGGGACAAAGUGCCUCCGGGCACCACGGUGGAGGAUAUCUGCUUCGAACUGCGCUAUGUCCCCGACACCAGAAGGUUGGCCAAAGACCACGCCCUCCUCCUGCUCUGUGAGCUGUCCCACUCCAACCAGGACGCUGUGGAGGUGGCCAUCUCGUUCCAGCCUGAGAACUUGCCGGACCACAGUCUGAUCCAGGAGGCCGCCGGCGCCAUCGUGGGGACCUUAUCGAAGAGGCACAACAACACGGUGAUGUUGGCGGUCAUUGAGGUCAAAGUGGAAACGCAGGUCAUGCCUCCGUCAGUGCACUACCUGGUGCCUCUUCUGUGCGCCGUCUUCUGCUUGCUGUGCCUCUUCUGCAUCAUCGUGUGCGUCUGGUGGACYCGCAAACGGAGAAAAGAGCGCGAGAGGACCUUGCGGGCGGCCGCCGACGACAACGUCAACAACCACUGGGAGCCGCUGCGGCUGGUGGUGGGGCGCGAGCAGCCGCCACCGCUGCAGCAGCUGAAGGAGAACAACAGGGAGGCCGAGCAGGAGCGCAAAAAGCUCAUGGGCUCCUCCUGUCGGACGUGUGACGACGCUGAGGAGGAGGAGGAGGAGGAGACGGAGGGCGAGCUGGAGCUGGAGGAGUGCGGRGGCGGUGGCGAGGCGGGAAAGCAGCUAGUUUAUAAAUACUCAAAGACUGCGGUGCAGUCCGGUGGGGGGGUGAUCUGCACCCUGCACAGCUCCAGCUCCCCCCUCAGAGCACCGCACCGGACCUACAGCCCCAAAGACAACCGCUGGAAAAACGUCAGUUCCGUCUUUAGCUGCCAGAAAGAGCUGAGAGACCACUGCGUAUAAAAAGACUGAAGAGAGCAGGAAGCUGCGAGACAGCCACUCUUACCUUCAGCUGAAAUGGAAAAAGAGGCUUUUUGUUUUUAUUAAGCCCUUCUUUGGUUGGUUUAAUCGUCACUGGGGGCAGUGAACUUCUUAGUUUCACUUCUGAUCUUCAGUUUAUUUUCUUUGGAAGAAAAAAACUUUAUUUUUCUUCAGAAAGCAAAAGAUUUGCAGUUUUUGUUUUGAAACACUUGGUUUAUUUACUUAGAAAGAGGAGAGGAAAACGCUGUAUAAAGAUUGUUUACAGACUAUUAUGAUUUGUUUGUUCAGUGUCUGUGGGGGGGUCUACACAUUAAAACAGUCAAAGGAAGGGUUCUGAGGAGAAGCAGGCCCAGCCUUCGCCCACUGCUCCACCUGUGGCUGUGGAGCUCAAGCCUUACCUGAGCCUGGAGGGGAGGGGACAGAACCCCAGUGCCUACUACGUGGCCUUCCAUUGUUUUUCUUUCUGUUUUCUCCCGUUGUCUCGGCUGAAAGCUGUGUUUCAGAGUUUUUUGCAGUAUUUGAGUUGGUAGCAAGUGCCUUUUCAAAGAGCCGCGUUGUGGCUCGAGUCGUGCUGCCCCGUUUGACCUCGUUCCCCCGACUCGUCUACGUUUAGAGUCGCAGCAGCGCCGCCGCCGUUCAAGGUAUUUGAUCAAAAAAACACAAACAAAACCCAGAAAUGACUACUCUGUACAUAAACUGUAAAUACUAAAAGAAAAGGAGUCUCUGUGUAUAUUUGAGAUAAGUAACUUAAAUACGAGUCACAUUUUUAUUGUUAUUAAUAUUAUUUUUAUUUUAUUUUUUUACAAUGUCAUUCCUUUUUAUUUAUGUCAGUCAGAAUAAGCAGGUUUUAUAACACUUAUUAUCCCACAGCUGAGAACCUUUACAGCGAGGUACCACCUUUCAGGAGGGUUUUAUGAAGGGUUUAAAAAUGGUUUUUUGUUUGAAUUUAAGAAAAUAAAAGCUAAAUUGUACCAAAAAAUUUUAAAUUCCAAACUUCUUUUUGUAGCUUCUUAAACUAUUUUCAUGUUCAUAAUUGAUGAUUUUUGUCUAAUAAACUAAGAAUAAAAAGCUUAAAGCUGCCAAUAUUAGCUUUAAAGGCUUAAAACCAUUUUUAAACCCAUCAGAGACCCUUUUAUUUCAGGUGCCUUAAUGUAAUUAUGAUAUUAUUUAUGUUAUUGCUCAUUUUGUUUUCAUUGUUGCUGUUGGUUUGUUGAUUAAGGAAAGUAAUUCUGUCAAUCAUCGUACGGUGUAUUGUGGUGUUUUUGUGCACCGGAUUAAAAACACUCGGAUCAUCUCCACCCCGCCUCUUUUUUCUCAAACCAAAACGCCGCCAGGAAGAACCGUAGCAGUUUUCAGUGUUCUGACGUGGAUCUUUCAAAGAAAAUUUAAAAAAAGGGUGAAAAAUGGACGCGAGUUUUGUUUCAGGUUUGGUUGAAAGGCUUUAACGAAAGGGAUCCAUGUUUUAAUAAGUUACCACCUCAAAUGACAGUUUUACCCCCCCUGUUGUUUAAGGAACACUUCUGUAUUUCUGUAAAUGGGACACAGCGAAAUAAAGAGUUUAAGAUGCAUCA
Austrofundulus limnaeus is the source of this 5726-nucleotide messenger RNA. RefSeq names its product jagged canonical Notch ligand 2b (gene jag2b). Gene Ontology annotation, cellular component: signaling receptor complex; plasma membrane; cell surface. Gene Ontology annotation, biological process: cell communication; axon guidance; multicellular organism development. The record is from RefSeq and is a predicted model, not a curated record. Lineage: Eukaryota; Metazoa; Chordata; Actinopteri; Cyprinodontiformes; Rivulidae. Gene Ontology annotation, molecular function: calcium ion binding; Notch binding.